CUUUUGAUCGAUAUUCAUAUUCUUCUGUGCUGUGUCCUGGUCGAGUGUUAUGGGUCUUCGUUCUCUUUCACAUUCUCUUCUUUUUAUUUAUAUUCUCUUCUCUUGGCGUGGGGAUUGAAGCCUCUCGUCUGUUGUUUCUAUUUAUACACCCAGGAGUCGCCGGACGGCUUCAUAUUAUCCCUUUUUUGUCCUUUCUCUUGAGCGGGGUUUCCAGUCGCCGGAUUUUCGACUUCAUCCUUUCGCUUUUUUGUGUACUCUGUUUGGUUAACUACCUAGGUACCUAAGUAACUUAGAUAUUUGAACAUCAUGUCGCAAAAUACGGGAAAUGCAAAGCCUGCUUGUGGCGGUGGUAAGCAGGCCGGAGAGUACGAUCUUACUCUACACACGGUUGGACUGUUCCUUGUCCUGACUGCAUCAAUCUUCGGGGCUGGCUUUCCCGUGGCCGCGAAGAAGAUCAGCUGGUUGAAGGUACCGGAAAAGGUGUUCUUCGCCUGCAAACAUUUCGGAACGGGUGUCCUGAUAGCAACUGCUUUCGUCCAUCUUCUCCCUACAGCCUGGUUCAGUCUUUCAGACCCAUGCCUUCCGGAUCUCUUUACCAAACAGUACCCCCCUCUUCCUGGUGUUAUUAUGAUGACUGCCCUCUUUAUUCUGUUUGUCAUUGAGAUGUGGAUGAACAACAAGAUGGGUGGACAUUCCCACGGCGGCGCCGCGGGUUUCGAGCACCACGCACCCGCUCCAAUGGUUGUUGCUCAGCCUCAGUCUCAGCCUCAGCACCGUGCGCAGCCAUCUGAUGCGACUAUGGUGGGCUUUGAGGCCGAAGACGUGGAAUACGAGAAGAGGAUGGCCAAGGAGGUGCACGACCACAACCCAUACCCAUACCCUGAGGACGAUCUAGACCUUCCCCGAUCCGAAAUGCCUCCGUGGUUCGUCGUUUUCUACGAGCAAUACGUCCGCCAACGUCUCGAGCUCGUCAACAUGAUCAAGGCAUCUGGUGGCAACAUGCCAGUACAGUCGGAGUCCAAGCAGGAAGUAGUGGUCAGCGAAAAGAGCAUGUUUGACGAGGAGGGCCAGCCGGUUGACCCCAUGGUCUACAAGAGGAUGUCCAUGAACAUUACACUGCUUGAGGGCGGUAUCCUUUUCCACUCCGUCUUCGUCGGAAUGACUGUUUCUAUCACCAUCGACGGCUUUGUCAUUCUCCUGGUCGCUAUCCUUUUCCACCAAAUGUUUGAAGGUCUUGGUCUUGGUUCUCGUAUCGCCGCUGUUCCGUACCCUAAGGGCAGUAUCCGACCCUGGCUAUUAGUGUUCGCUUUCGGAACGACCGCCCCUAUUGGACAGGCCAUCGGUUUGGCUGCGCGUAACAGCUACGACCCUAACAGCGCCUUUGGCUUGAUUAUCGUUGGUGUCUUCAACUCUAUCUCUUCCGGUCUUUUGAUCUACGCCGCUCUGGUUGACCUGCUCGCUGAAGACUUCCUCUCCGAAGAAUCCAGCAAAGUGUUGACGAUGAAGGACAAGAAGAUUGCUUUCAUGUUUGUCAUCUUAGGAGCUAUCGGCAUGGCUAUCGUCGGUGCCUUCGCUUAAAGAGCAACUAUGAGAACUACGAGAAGAUCCGGGGAAACGAAAACAUGAAGCCACGAUAUCAUAGUAGUAUUAUCAUACUACUUAAGCUGCGCUACUUGAACGGAAUGGCAUAAGUGAGCCAUCAAGCGGGUAGGAAAUACAUAAUAGGGUGACGGCCAUAGCAGGAAACUAGGACAUUGGAAGUUGUAUGAAGGGUCUCCCUUGUCAAAUUGUAAUUUUACAAGACAGUCCUUACCGCAUGCACCAGUAUUAGCAUCAUCUACGCAGCAUAUGGUUGGAUUGAGCAUAGGAGCGAAAUAAAGCGCGAUAAGAACGUUGCUUUCAACUUAGGCAGAACGACCGACGUCUAUAGGACGUCGAGUCGAGGAGACGGGGGGGAAAUGCUGCCGAAAUAAUUUCGGGGCAUACGAAAAUACCGAACCUCUGCCAAAAAAUUCCAGAGGCGACGGCGACGACAGGGCCGAGUCGGAGGAUUAGGUAGUUAUCAAGGUAUGAGGAGCGCGCGGAGGACAUUAACGAUUCUCAUUGGAGCGAAAAAUGUAUUACUAGAGCGAAUCCGGAGGCUACUCUGAUAGCAUAUGAAGAAUACCAAAAUCAAGUCAAACUC
Messenger RNA from Daldinia loculata, 2185 nucleotides. Its product is annotated as Zinc/iron permease. Gene Ontology annotation, molecular function: zinc ion transmembrane transporter activity. Gene Ontology annotation, cellular component: plasma membrane. Gene Ontology annotation, biological process: zinc ion transmembrane transport. Lineage: Eukaryota; Fungi; Ascomycota; Sordariomycetes; Xylariales; Hypoxylaceae. The record is from RefSeq and is a predicted model, not a curated record. Bases 307 to 1578 code for a protein of 423 amino acids. The transcript is spliced from 6 exons.